AUGACAUUAAUGGGUGACACAACAACAGACCCUGCUCCAGAAUACGCCCAUAACCCUCAAAACAUAUUCCUACUAGACGUCUUCCUUGGUAUCGUGUGUGUUGUGUUCAUCUCCGUGGGGAUACCCGGCAACCUGAUCCUCUUCAGACACUUCCUAAAACAGAAGAAGGAUCUCCGAACAAUCCUCUACCUGCUGAUCUCAUUUAACGACCUCCUCACCACAACAACAGCGUUCCCCUCCGCAGUCAGCUUCAUCGACCACAGGGAAGCCCACCUGUUUGGAAUCACCAUGUUCUGUCAGAGCUGGGGCCUAGUCUGGACUAUCAUCCCCUUUAUAUCAGUGUUCUUAGUGUCAGUCCUGAGUAUUACUAGGACCAUAGUGCUGAUAAACCCUCUGGUGGUGAUAAACAGGAAGUUUGUGUUGGGUAUGAUAGGGGUCUACUACUUUUACAUAGUCCUCAGAGUCCUGGUGCCUCUACUAGCAGGAGAGAUCCACUUCAUCUACUCUAGAGCUGACCUUUACUGCUGGGAUGGGGGAACGGAGUCUGAGUCUAACUGGUACUUCUACUACGAUAUAGCAACUGGGGUUCUGCAGCUAGCAGCUCCUAUCAUUCCUAUAUUUAUCAGCUGUCUUGUCUCCACCAUCACUCUCCUCAGAUCCAACAGCAGGGUCCUGGGGGAAACGUUCGGGUUCUCCAAAUCCAGCCUAAAGAAACGCCCAACAUCCCCUAAACUAUACGCUACAGUAACCAUUAUCCUGGUGACAACCAUGUACAUCAUCUUCAACAUUCCCAUCUUCGCAGCGUGGUGUAAGUACCUGGCGGACGGACUGACAGUAGAUGAGACUGACUUGUUUGCUUUUUGGUAUCUGUGGAGUAGUACUUACAUUCUGUGCACAGCCGGAAAUGCAGCUGUUAACCCACUGUUGCUGUACUGGAGAAACAGAAAGUUCAGGGACUUUGUGACUGUGCGUACUUUGAGCAAGACCGGGAUUAAGCAGGGAUUCUGUACACAACCCUCCACUGGGAGGGGGGUGUCAUAUUUUAGAGGUCCAGCGAUUGAAGUUCAGGAGUGUGAUGUUAACAGUAAUAAAACGGAUUUCAACAGCAAUCAAGUAAAUUGUACAGUGUAG
This is a messenger RNA of Bolinopsis microptera, 1131 nucleotides long. Its product is annotated as tachykinin-like peptides receptor 86C. The transcript has a single exon. The record is from RefSeq and is a predicted model, not a curated record. Bases 1 to 1131 code for a protein of 376 amino acids. Gene Ontology annotation, molecular function: G protein-coupled receptor activity. Gene Ontology annotation, cellular component: plasma membrane. Gene Ontology annotation, biological process: G protein-coupled receptor signaling pathway. Lineage: Eukaryota; Metazoa; Ctenophora; Tentaculata; Lobata; Bolinopsidae.